CUUGUGCUAUAAUGUAUCUGCACAUUAAAAUAAAUACAUACAUGGGCCAGUUUCUAGAUUGUUUUCAAGUAUCUUUUGUUUCGUUGAAAAAAGUCAGUAAUAUAAUAAAACAAGAUGUCAUCAUCAUUCAAACCGUUUGCGUUUUAAUGUUUAUAAUUGGUUUAUUGGUCCACCUGAAUUGUUUGUUAUUGAACGUAUUCAAUGCCAAGGAGAGCAUCUAUUAUCCAGCCGCAUAUUUGGAGAAUAAAUACGUUAUGAUACUUUUGUUACUGCCCCAAUGGUUCAUGAUGACUUACGAAGAGCUUUAUAUCGUUUGGGCCGUAUUUUACUUCGCCAUACAUUUGAAGUUUCAAUUGGACGCAUUGACUCGGUAUUUGAAAGAGAAAAUAAUUGAUUUGCAAGUAGACGAACGGAUAUGCAUGGAGGACAAACACUAUCAGGAUAUCGUCUAUAGACGUUUAAGAUUUUGCGCACAGCGUCACGUCAAAUUGAAACAGAUAUUUGAAGAAACAGCAUGCAAAGUAGCAUCAGCAGCUCUCCUACUUUCAAUAUUCACUGGAUCAUUGUGCGUCAUUGCAGCCCUUUACUUUAUUUUGAACAAUGUUAAUCCAAAGUUUAAUUCCAUUAUGUAUGGAGUACUAAUAAAUGCAACACUGUAUCAUUACUCUGGGAAUUACUAUGGACAAAAGAUUAUAGAUGCGUCUGAGAAUUUCUACAGCGAAUUGAUAAUGUGUCCCUAUUACUACUGGAACAAGAGAAAUAGAGGCAUUCUGCAAAUGUUAUUAAACGGAUCAAAAACACCUGUUGCAGUAAGUUGCUAUGGAUUAUCAGAAAUAGGUUAUCCCCUAAUGCUAAGUGGAGUCCGUUUUUGCUAUUCAGUCUUCGCUUUGAUAAAAAAUUUCUAAUAAAUAUGGAAAUAAUAAGCAAAACAAUUUAUUCGAAAGAAUUAGAUAGUUAUCAUUCUUACUUCGGAAUUCUGUAAAACAAAACAAAUUCUGAAUUUUAAAAAAAUUCAUUGAUCAAAAGGUACCAUUGGAUCAUCAUGCAAGAAGUCAUAUAGAAAAUAAGAAAGAAGAAUCACAUAAAAUCUUGCAAAUAAUACCUUCACAAUAAGUUUC
Psylliodes chrysocephalus is the source of this 1118-nucleotide messenger RNA. The record is from the annotation of a GenBank genome assembly. NCBI's taxonomy places the organism in Eukaryota, Metazoa, Arthropoda, Insecta, Coleoptera, Chrysomelidae.